Messenger RNA from Malania oleifera, 843 nucleotides. Its product is annotated as probable 2-oxoglutarate-dependent dioxygenase AOP1. The record is from RefSeq and is a predicted model, not a curated record. The transcript has 2 exons. Bases 74 to 505 code for a protein of 143 amino acids. NCBI's taxonomy places the organism in Eukaryota, Viridiplantae, Streptophyta, Magnoliopsida, Santalales, Ximeniaceae.
AGAGAGCACUAGCUGCAGCAACUUCCUCAAGAGUCAGAGAGAGAGAGAGAGAGAGAGAGAGAGAGAGAGAGAGAUGGGUGGUACUGAGUCUGAAAUUCCGUUUAUUGAUUUAUCAAUGAAGGGUUUAGGGGCAGAUGAGGAAGGGGAAGAGUGGAAGGCGGUGUGCAGGAGAGUGAGGGAGGCGUCCGAGACGCAGGGAUGCUUUCUGGUGGGAUACGACAGGGAGAAGAUAGGAGAUGGGCUGAGGGAAGAGAUGGUGGUGGGGAUUACGGCUCUGUUCGAUCUGCCGGAGGAAACGAAGAAGAAGCACCACAGCCGGCGAGCUUACUCCUCCUACCUGGGUCACUCCCCCGUCGUCCCCCUUCACCAGAGCUUCGGCAUAGAAAAUGCCAUCGACCCCCAUGUCGCCCAAGCCUUCACCUCCCUCAUGUGGCCUCCCCAUGGAAACCCCUCCUUCUGGCUUGGAGUAAUGGGAGACUUCAUCCAGCAAAGCACAGAGUUGUGAUGAGUGGAGAAAAAGAAAGGUACUCCUAUGGUAUUUUCUUAAUGCCAAAAGAAGGAGUGCAUAUUGAGGCUCCACAAGAACUCAUUGACAAAGAGCAUCCUCCCCUCUAUCGACGCUUUACUUACGCAGAUUUCAUGUCCUAUUAUGUUUCUAAUAUUAGUGAAAAUGCCCUUGAGAUUUAUGCUGGUUUUUAACUUAGAAUAUAACUUUGAAAAAGUCGUGAUGUAAUAAGAUUUUGAUUAACUUGUUUUGCACUAUUGGCCUAUUUGUUAUGAUGUAAGCAUUGGGGGCUAGAGUCGUCAAAUCGUGGCUUAAAUAAAUUAACAUCAAAUUUCAAA